AAAUAUCGUAAUCGUAGUAUUCCCCGACUACGGUACGUAMUCAGUAUUCACAAUAAAUUUCGAUGAUUUUUUAUUGCUAGGGAAUGAAUUCACAUUCGUUACAUCCAAGAGGAAGAUAUCAUUAAAACUACUGCCAUGAGCAGGAUGGUGAAAACGGUUGCUAAUGAUCUCUCUUAUUCGUCGAGUGAUGGGGGCUUUGAACCUGGGAGUGAUGAGCUUGAUCGGCCAGAAUCAGCCUCCCCAUUCUUAGAAGCAGGUAGUGAUCUCCUUCGAAAACUGUUGGUUCAGUUGACUUUGAAUGAUUCACCUCCUUCCAAUGAUUACAAUGAUACUAGAGAUGCUACGAAGGAAAUGAGGCAGCCACCCCCACCGACAGAAUCAUGGUCAGAAACCGAGAUUCAGAACAAAAGUAAUGUAAGCCUCAAGCAGCAAGGACACAUUUCGCUCGCAAAACUUUGUACAUCGGCACUCGAGAMCCUUGAGCAACGCACAUGCCAAGCUCACAAGCACGACAUUUCAAGAAGGAAAAAAGAGAACGCGCAUARARACACUAAAAACAWUUCUUCAGAGAAAAAGACACAACCGUUUCAUUGGAAAAAAACGAAGAAUAAAAAGAAUUCUCAUCAAUCAAAAGGAGAAUCCUGGAAUAGUGAUUCUUCGARCUCUGAUUUUCGAGAAGGACGCGAUGCUUCUGAAGCUCGACGCGAUGAAAAMRAAUUCACCCCACGACUCCAAAUGUUUGGAUCUGAAUAUGCCAGGUAUCUCUCCACGACACCUCUCGCUCCCAAAGAUGCUUCAAAUCAGUCUUCGAGGCGAGCAUUUUCUCGUCGAACUUUGAAGAAUAGUCUCCAGAAUAUCGAGGAUGCAGAUGCACAAGUUCAGUCUGGCCCUAUCACCGAUAUUAUUGUUAUUCGAGGCGACGAAAAGCCACCCAAAGGGUAUUUUCGAGUUUCUCAGAGUCUAAGUGGAAAGCCUUUUCGUAUAGAAGACCGGAAAGCAACAUUUUUUCUAUGUGUGAAGAAAGAAAGAAAUUGGGAUCGAGCUGCGCAACGCCCUUGCGUCACKGCGGUGUCAAUCAUAUUUCCAGAUCGAAAGGAGUUUGUUCCACCAGGAUUUAGCUUGGUUCGUUCUCCCAAAUUGGAUGCUACAUCUUCGGCACAACCUAUUAAUUUUAACGAGGGAGGAAGUGAGCCAGUAUAUUUUUGUUUCCGAAGGUCCAGAGAAGGGAAUCCUCUCACUGGAAUAAUUCCACUUCUUCCUUCAAGACGUGAACUGAUCCCUGACGGGUACACGGUCUUAGAGCGUAGUCCCAGAAACUUUGUCGCUACUUUCCGUUCUUCCAAAGCUCCAGUUUUUCUUUCCUACAGACAACGACUUGCAAAUUUAGAGUUAUUACGUCCGCCGCCAUUGGUUAUGUCCAUGUUAAAUGGAAAUUCAAAAGUCAUCCGUCUUGAAUCAUAUUAUUGCACCGGAGGUACAGUCGUAAAAAGUAAGGUUGGGGGUUUCCAUAUCAUGGAUAGAUCCACACAUUCGCUACUGAGUCCAAGUUCGAUCAAACAUCGAUUGACCCUGAUCGAAUUGUCCCGGCGCAAAACUUGGGAAUCCAUUUCAGAGCAUCCCAACAUCGUUGGUGCGAAGUAUUCCUAUUCAGAUACGUCUUCGGUGCGAAGUACACCAUCUUCGUCGAAUAUACUUCCAAACGGAUCUGAAAUCUCCGAACAUCGAACCAUCAUGUCAGAUUCAGAUCGACAAUCUAGUGUUGCAGAUUUUGAAUCAGUCACGUCAUCAUCAGAUAUUGAUGGAUCCUUUUCCUCUUUUACAACACAAGAGACUCGAACAAGUGUGAGAAUGAGUGAGUCGUCAAAGUCGAAAGAACCUUUGACUCUCGAUGCACACAAGGAUCUGCAUAGAUGCCUAGAGGCGUURAGUUUUAUUCCAAAGGUUUCAACAGGCUUUCGCGGAACUGGUUCCAUUGAAGCUACUACUACUUUUGAAGCCAGAACUUCAAUUUUGUUACCGAUAUUGACCUCAUGCUAUACCAAGCAUGGUGGGUCAGCUUUCUUAAGUAUCACGGGACUAACAGAUUUACUACRCCAGGAUUUCUACGCGGAUGAUAUUGAAAUGUCGCAAGAUCCCUCAGCUCGAACAACCCUUCUAGAUCUAUCAAUACAGGUCGCAUGUGACGUAGCAACGAUGGGGGCGCAAGAAGCCCAACUCCACGCUUGCGUAGAAUUUGUUGAGGAAKCUAUAAAAUUCGGUUGCGGAUACUUGAGCACAAGAAGCAUUGGGUAUGUGAUUCGAUUCUUCCUAUUUGUGUUUCACUUCGGUAUAAGUUCUCCGUCAGGUAACUGGGGAAUUGUCAGUGCUUCUGACCAGUAUCUUCUUGAGGAUAUACGGUGUAGCAGAGACAAAUGGACACUACCUGGUGGUGCACCUCAAUCUGCCAUUCUCGCUUUAAAAGACUUGAUCGUAUUUAUGAUUGCAAGACUGGGAUCUCAAGUUCAUUUUGAUCAGUGCUCUCAUCAAGAGAUAACCAACAGUAAUUCAAACAAUGCUACAUGUCCGCAUUUCAACUUUAUCGACACGUUACUCAACAAGGUUGUGGAUGAUUCAGUUUUCCGGGUAGAYAUUGCUAACUUYACCGAAUUGGCUAUGCAUCAAAUUAUGAGAUCGGGCGGAAGCGAACUUUUUUGGUAUGAAAUGAUUAAUUUAUGUGGAUCCGGCCUGUUUGGUAGCGACACAAUGUUACGCGAACAAACACGACACAUGUACGCCAUUUGUUUCACUCUCUUGGCAAAUUGUGUCAAGAAUGCGUCGUCAAAGGUUCGGAAAAAUGAGAAAUUCGAGGGAUAUCCGAGAGACGUUGCAAACAAACUAAUGUCGUUGGARAUGCUCAAGUUUUUCCUGGAAAAAUGGGAGAGAGGAGUUGACUCGCAAGAUAUUGCAGGAUCUCAUUCAAAUAUAUCAUUUGCAUUUUGUAUCCGACGUCUUGUCGUUCCAUGUCUAUUGACGAACACAUCAGAUGCAUUGUCCGAUCCACGAAUUUUUCGAAGACUUAUUCAGAUAGUUGGAGUUYUGUGGUGCUCUCCUUUUUACAGAAAACACAUGAAACUUGAGAUUGGAAUUCUCUUCGACCAUUUUGUUCUGAAGCUUUUGAAGCUUGGUCCACAAAUUCUUUUCAAAUCGAACGAUAGCAAGGAUACRCCGUAUAUCUUUGCUCAACAGCUCGAACUCAUGAAAGAAAUCAAGAAUUGGUUUAGCGGCGAUACAGAUCGAUUGCUUGAACUUUAUCUCAACUUUGAUUCUGAUUACGGCACGCAUCAAGUCGGAAGAAGAGCAAAGGCGUUCCUUCCAGAUCUUGAAUGGAAAGUAUCCGAGCAGCUCUUUUCUCUAUUGUGCAAUAUCUCAGAAGAUUGCACAGAAUUCCUCGGGGACAAAAUUGAAGCUAGCCACUCAUUCUCUCCUAUCAAGAAGUUAUCCAAGGAGGACGUAAAUAAUAAUGAUGGUUAUGAGGGGUUAAGUGUGAAUACGCUGGCGAGGGAAAGUGCACGACGAUUAAGACAAGGAGCUCUGGAUGCUAUUUCUCUAAUCGUCAAAGGACUUGCAUUGAGUGCAGCGGAAUCUCUUGGUGGAGAAUUUGUAUCUAUUACAGAAGCUUGGUAUUAUGGACAAAAAUACACUAACAAUGGUAAAGUAAGGGUCCGUGAAACGAAUCGUGAAAUGAGCGGUAGCAAUUUCAGACGCGAUUCUGCCCUCGUAGUAAAUUAUUGGAAUAAGCUAGGAGGUACGAAGAUUAAGAACGACAAUCACGUGAAGGCACUUGAUUCGCAUGCUACUAUUCCAGAAAGAAAUAACGCAAUGAGAAUUGCGAUAAUCAUAUCGAAGGAGAAAGGCCUCCGGAAAGCCAUCGAAUAUUUGAUUGCUUGUGAUGUUCUAACGGCUUCUCCACGAGAGAUUUCUUCAUUUCUUCGAGUGCAUUGCUCGGAUUUUGAUGCCUCAAUCCUUGGAAAAUAUUUAGGAGUGGGUGGCUCAGAAUUCGAGAUGGAAUUUKGRAAUCAAAUCCGAUAUAACUAUAUCCGAGCAACGUCGUUCGUUGGAAUGACAAUAGAGGAAGGGUAAGUAUGGAUAGUCAUUGCAGCUAUACUUGGAUACAAUGCACCAGACUCACAUCGGUCUUCAAUUUUUGAAUAUUUCACAAAGUCUUCGCCAUUUGUUGACCGAAGGUGGAUUCCGUCUUCCAGGUGAAGCUCAGCAGAUUGACCGUCUGAUUUCAACCUUCGCACGGUGCUACUGGGAAGACAAUAUUGGCGACCAAAUUCACUGUCCAGUUGAUGACAAAGAUACGAUAUUUUUGAUUUCCUUUGCCAUAAUUAUUCUGAACACGGACCUUCACAAAUCAUCUCAUUCAUUAUCGGGGGGAAAAAGAAGAAACAAGCUCAAGAAAAUGACAAAAGAUGAAUUUAUCACGAACAUUCAAAGGGCGAACAAGGGCAAAGAGAUUAACAAAGAAUACUUAUCAAAAAUUUAUGACGGUAUUGAGAGYAACCCAAUUGCGCUGCAUGCUCAAAUCGACGACGAUAACGACUUGAGAGAYCUAGGAUCUACAGCACWUUUGAAAAAAUCUAUUGGCCUGAUGAACAAAAACGUAAAGAAUUUGGAUGCCUUAUUACGUGGAUUAGCGAUACACGAGUAUAAAUACUUUCCUUUGAAAGAUUUCAGUGCUGAGGUUGGAAGUACUGUGGAUGAAGCCAAAUUAUGCCUGGCAAGAUCGAUAAUGACGAAAAGCUGGCACCAAGUACAUGGACUCAUCAAYUCCGCCCUGAAAAUUGCCCAYUUAGACCCGAAAGCCUUGGAAUCUUGCAUCGAUUUGCUGAAAUUUUCUCUUUGUCUGACAAUUCUGCUAGAUAUGCCAAUCAAACAAAGUGCUUUUCUCGAUCAGCUGGGCCGAUUCCGUCUUUUCAAUACAUCGCAUAAAGRAAGCGGAAGUGGGCGUUCCUUCGCAUCAUCGUUUAAUGACCAYGAGAGCUAUAAAAAAGAAAAGUGGUACAUGGUAAUGAAGCGUAACAUCCACUUGAACAAAGAGGAAUCAUUCCAACCAGAAMUCAGAAAGGAAAGAGUUUCCAAUAAAAAAAUUGAAAGUUUGCUACUGUUGAACAAUGUGGUAGACGAGAUGGGGAUGAACAAGACAGCACAUGUUGCUGAUGCUGCUCGACGCAGGAUCAUGAGAGACGUUACCCGUCGUAUCGAGAACGCAGAAUUCCUUUUGAACGAUCCAACUCGAAGCUUUCUGAGGGAAGGGGACAUCAUGAAACGAGCUAAUCGAUCAGGAAAAGAUGUAGAAUAUCGAUUCUUUCUGUUCUCUGACAUCUUGAUCUAUAGCAAAAAAAUCAAACGUUCCUCGGCUAAAUUUUCUGCGUCGUCUCCGAUCAAAUAUCGAAUCCACGAAGAGCUACCCUUAAUWAUGAUGAAGGUAGUGGACUGGUUCCCACCAGCCAUGAAAAAGGAAGAAUCGACGCGAGCCAUUCAGUUCUAUCACCCUCGUAAGAAUUUCUUAGUACUUUGCAGUUCUCGUGACGAACGCAAUAAAUGGGUGAAGGACAUUCGUCAAGCCAUCGACAAGGAGCUCAAGCGCAAGAUAGGUAUCGAAAAUGCYCGGAAGGCUGCGAACAGAUUCGUUUCAAAAGGCAAUACCAUCAGUGGAAACUUGUCCUCGAAUCCCGACCCAACUCCCAAAUCAUGUUUGAAUCCAUUUUCUUAGAAGGAGUUUUCGGAUUAUYAGYAGAGAAAAUUGAACUGAAUGCCAAGAGGGAAAUAGUCUCUAAWCGAAUGGCUCGCAAUAACUAAURCUCUGUAAU
This is a messenger RNA of Pseudo-nitzschia multistriata, 5855 nucleotides long. Lineage: Eukaryota; Bacillariophyta; Bacillariophyceae; Bacillariales; Bacillariaceae. The record is from the annotation of a GenBank genome assembly.